GAGCUACAUGGGACCAAAGCCUGGCUGUCUGCCUCACUGUCCGACUCCCACAGCUACCCUAGGGAGAGAGAAGGAGUGAGAGAGAGAAAAGAAUAGAGAGAGAGAAGAGGAGAGAGGAGUGAAGAGAUACGAGAGAUACACCACCAUUUUUUCUUAUUUUCUUGUAAUAGCUGUUGUGUUGUUGAUGACGAGCGUUUGGCCAACUCUGGUCUCGGUCUCCGGUCCCAGGAAGGGCCAGGGGCAUUAAAGUGAAAGUGUGUGCGUCUGUUCUCUUUUUCUCUCCUGUACACUGGAACCAUACAGUUAGCAUCAUGACUUUACUGGGCUCUGAACGCUCCAUACUGAUACGAAGCAAGUUUAGAUCAGUUCUGCAGUUAAGACUUCAGCAGAGGAGGACUCGAGAGCAGCUUGCAGACCAAGGCAUCAUGCCUCUGAACCAUGGGAAGUUUCCUAAGCAGGAGGACUCGUAUGCGUUCGAGGAGGACAGCAGCAGUGACAGUCUGUCUCCAGAGCAACACCACAGUGACGAGUCCCAGGGGUCCGCAUGCCCCUCCUCUGAGGCCAUGGGCAGCACCCCCUCCUCCUCCUCAUCACCAGCCCUCACUAGCCCUAAACAGGGGUGUCAGAACAGGGACCCGUCUGAUCAGAGCAAGGAAGAUGGCUUGUCUGCGGCUAACAAUGGGCUGUCUGCCACCCCACCCAUACCUGUCCCUGCCAUAGUCAAGUCCAAGACAUCGGACAAGAACCGCCACAAGAAGCCCAAAGAUGUGAAGCCCAAGGUGAAGAAGCUGAAGUACCACCAGUACAUCCCUCCGGACCAGAAGCCCGAGAAGUCUCCCCCUCCCAUGGACUCAGCCUACGCCAGGCUACUGCAGCAACAACAGCUCUUCCUACAGCUGCAGAUCCUCAGCCAGCAAAAACACGCACACACACACUCCCAGCAUACACACUCCCAACACACACAGGCCCAUGCACAUCAACGGCAGCCUAGUUUCAGCUACCAGCCCCUGCACCAGCCAGUCCAAGCCCAAAAACAAUCCAGUGAGCAGCUGACGGUGGGUAGCUCCAGUGUUACUACUAACAUGAUCAACAGUAGCUCCUCGUCUCCAGUUAAGACCACAUACUCUGGUCAAACCAGCAUCUCACCAGUCAAACCUGGUCCUCUGCCACCUAACCUGGAUGACCUGAAGGUGUCAGAGCUCAGGCAGCAGCUUCGUAUCCGGGGCAUGCCCGUCUCAGGCACCAAGACAGCCCUCAUCGAGAGACUCCGCCCCUUUAAGGACCCCACCUCAAGCCCCUCGCAUUCAGGCUCCAAUGACAUCACCACGGUCACCUUCCCUGUCACCCCCACGGGGUCCCUGUCUUCCUACCAGUCCCCCUCCUCCUCCAGCGCACUCUCCCAGGGGGGAUAUUACCCUUACCCCAGCACCUCCUCCACCCCACCCAUCUCCCCCGCUUCCUCAGACCUCUCCCGUAGCGGCUCGCUCCCAGACAGCUUCAGCGACGUGCCCAUGUCCUCUCCUCCACAGUUUGGCCUCCAGCCGUCCCCGGCCCGGCUCAGCUCGGAAGAAGGCCUGGGAGGAGGGGGUCUGAGUGGGGCAGGACUACGGGGAGGGGAAGGUGGAGGGAUGGAGGGUCUGGAGGCAGAGAAGGAUAAGAUGUUGGUGGAGAAACAAAAAGUGAUCGAGGAGCUGACGUGGAAGCUGCACCAGGAACAGAGACAGGUGGAGGAGCUCAAGAUGCAGCUGCACAAGAGGAAGCGUUGCCAUGGCGCCACACAUGAGGGUGUCCCGGCUCCGUCCCAGCCCCACCACCUGCACCUCCAGCAAUCCCCCUCGCUGAUGGGGCAGCACUUCUUUGGAGUGACUGUCAAACAGGAGCCCAUGUCCCUUUCCUCCAGCUGCCCCCUCUCCUCCCCCAAGCACCUGAAGAGUCCUCCAGGAAGCUGCAUGGAGGGGAUGGGCCACUGCGGUGCCCCCCUGACCAAUAUGGGAGGCCCUGGUGGGCAACGAUGCCUGGACUCAGUCCCCUCCUCUGGAAGUCCCUCUGGCAUGUCUGCCUUCCUCAGCCCCCAGUGCUCUCCUCAAGACUCGCCCAUCACCAAGACCUCCAGCAGCUCCCAGCCUUCCUCCCCCAACAACCCCUACCUGUUGUCACCGCCGCUGGGCAGAGACGGGUGUAGCCACUCCCUCAACCAGACCAGCACCAGGCCUCGCAACAUGCAGAUUCAGCAGAAGAAUGGAGGACAGGCUGUGAACUGCUCCUAUACCUCUGACCAGAGAGGCCUUCAGUCAGUGUUCCCCAACUCAGCCGACAACGGCCUGAACCACAGGGUCAACACUAAGGCUAAGAAGCCAAACAUGCAGCAGAAGAUGGCAAUAUUGCCCUCUCCCCGGCACGUUGGCCAAAAGUGCCCGGUCUCAACCCCGGCCUUCUGUAGCUCAGAUUCAACUGCAUUCGACUCUAGACAGCCCCCUUGCUAUGAGGAUGCAGUCAAGCAGCAACUGACUAGGAGUCAGCAGAUGGAUGAGCUURUGGAUGUGCUCAUAGAGAGUGGAGAGAUGCCAGCUAACGCCAGAGAAGAGAGGGAGAGGUCCUCUGUAACCAAAGUUGUGCCUCACAUUACAGUUUCCCCCGGAACCACCGGCCUCGCCGUCCCAAAGUUCAACCAAAGACACUACGAACACCUGCCCCCCUCCCAGCUCAACUAUGACCACACAGCCAAUCACAUUGCAGACAGCCACCUGGAGACCCUGCUGGGAAGCCCCCUAGGCCGAGGGGGCGAGGUCGCCCUUCUCAAGAUGGCUGCCGAGGAAGCAGGGGAGGGGGAGGAGGGGGGUGAUGGACCUGAGGGCUACCCCAGCCCCAAUCACCACCACCACCACCAUCCUCACCAACACCCCCACCAGGACAAACUUCUCCCCAACAGGGACCUGAUGGAAACGCCAACGCCUCUAUCUGCCAUCCACCCCAUCAACGCCAAAGUGUCGUCCGUGGCCGAGGCGCAGGGGAUGGUCGGCAUGACAUUCAGCGAGUCGCCGUGGGAGACGAUGGAAUGGCUGGACCUGACGCCCCCAAGCUCGGCUACGGGGUUCAACUCCGUCCCGGCCGCCGGGCCAAGCAUUUUCAACACAGAGUUCCUGGAUGUUACAGACAUCAACCUGAAUACAGCCAUGGACCUUCAUCUAGAGCACUGGUGAAACACCAGAGACUGGCUAUGGAGCAGCUAGUCACUAUCAGCUAUCCACUAGCUGGCUAGGUACCUAUAAAAAGAAAAACACAG
Salvelinus sp. IW2-2015 is the source of this 3283-nucleotide messenger RNA. It is a transcript of the gene myocd, whose product is annotated as myocardin. Gene Ontology annotation, biological process: positive regulation of transcription by RNA polymerase II; smooth muscle cell differentiation; cardiac muscle cell differentiation. Gene Ontology annotation, cellular component: nucleus. Gene Ontology annotation, molecular function: transcription coactivator activity. NCBI's taxonomy places the organism in Eukaryota, Metazoa, Chordata, Actinopteri, Salmoniformes, Salmonidae. The record is from RefSeq and is a predicted model, not a curated record.